GCUGUUGUUUGUGAGUACACAGGCGUUACAGAGCUCCAGCGACCGAAGCCACACCGCCACCACCAUGAGAGAGUUCAUGAGCAAAAACUUUUGGAGGGCCGUUCUGGCCGAACUGGUCGGAAUGACCCUCUUCAUUUACCUCAGCAUCUCGGCGGCCAUCGGCAACAAGAACAACAGCAGCCCGGACCAGGAGGUGAAGGUGUCGCUGACCUUCGGGUUGGCCAUCGCCACGCUGGCUCAGAGUUUGGGUCACAUCAGCGGAGCCCACCUGAACCCCGCGGUCACCUUCGGGAUGCUGGCCAGCUGCCAGAUCAGCUUGUUCAAGGCGGUCAUGUACGUCGUGGCCCAGAUGCUGGGCUCAGCUCUGGCCAGCGGCAUCGUGUAUGGGGCCCGUCCAAGCACCACUGACGCGCUGGGGCUCAACGCUCUCAACGGUGUCACUCCCAGUCAAGGCGUGGGCAUUGAGCUUCUGGCAACCUUCCAGCUGGUGCUGUGUGUCAUUGCAGUCACUGAUAAAAGAAGGCGUGAUGUCACCGGCUCAGCACCCUUGGCCAUUGGCCUCUCGGUCUGCCUGGGACACUUGGCAGCUAUCAGCUACACGGGCUGCGGCAUCAACCCCGCUCGCUCCUUCGGUCCGGCUUUGAUCCUGAGCGAUUUCACGAACCACUGGGUGUACUGGGUGGGGCCGAUGUGCGGUGGUCUGGCAGCGGCUCUCAUUUACGAUUUCCUGCUGUUCCCCAAAUAUGACGACUUCCCCGAGCGCAUGAAGGUCCUGGUCAGCGGCCCGGCGGGCAACUACGACGUCAACGGAGGCACCGACAACGCGACCGUGGAGAUGACGUCGAAAUAGUCCCGUGCACUUUCUCUCUGCACAUGUUUAUGCUCCUGUGGAAAAAAAAAACAAAGCUCUCAUAUUGGGUGUAGGAUCUCAGUGUUUUUGUGCUAUUUUGAAUUACUAUCGAGGAUUGUUGCAACGAGCCACUUAGUGUCUCUCUGAGGUAGAACUCCGUCAAACCCCAAACUCAGAAGUUGAGGAUGUCGGCAUGUUGACAGAGCGGUGGGUAGAAAUGUUUGUCCCAUAUCAGUAUUCUAAUGACGAGCCAGUUUCCUUUUGUACACCCUUUGCGUCUGUGUAACUUUUAUAUAUUUCUGAUGGAUAAUGUUUUGUGUGUGCACUCUUGAAUGGUCUCUCUGUUUUUUAAAUAAAUAAAACACUUGUUGUUAACAGCU
Molecule: messenger RNA, 1230 nt
Organism: Gasterosteus aculeatus aculeatus (three-spined stickleback)
Lineage: Eukaryota; Metazoa; Chordata; Actinopteri; Perciformes; Gasterosteidae
Product: aquaporin-1
Biological process (GO): carbon dioxide transmembrane transport; hyperosmotic response; renal water transport
Cellular component (GO): membrane
Molecular function (GO): water channel activity; ammonium channel activity; carbon dioxide transmembrane transporter activity
Source: RefSeq, a predicted model, not a curated record